Molecule: messenger RNA, 3785 nt
Organism: Panicum virgatum (switchgrass)
Lineage: Eukaryota; Viridiplantae; Streptophyta; Magnoliopsida; Poales; Poaceae
Product: putative disease resistance RPP13-like protein 1
Exons: 3
Coding region: 27-2315 (762 amino acids)
Biological process (GO): defense response to other organism
Molecular function (GO): ADP binding
Source: RefSeq, a predicted model, not a curated record
UAGCAGGAAGGAGCAGGAGUGGAGAGAUGGCUGGUCUGAUUGCAUCUGGAGUCAUCAAAUGGACGGCAAGCAAGCUUGCUUCCUUGGUUUCUCCACCGAUCGAGCCAUCAUCUUCAUCUGACGAGCAGCAAACUUCUGCAAACAGAGAUGUGCGGAUGCUGCAGAGGAGGAUGGCAUCGGUCCAGCGCUCACUGGAGGCAAUAGAUGAGGACAGCGUCAGAGAUGAGUCUGGAAGGCUUCGACUGAGGGAGCCCCAGCAGUUCGCCUAUGAUGCGCAGGAUGCUAUCGAUGAGUACAAGUUUGAGCUGCUGCGUCGUCGGAUGGAUGAUCCAGACAGUCUUCCUGAAGACAGAAGCGCGCGUAAACGCAAGCGCAAGGGCGACAAGAAGGAACCAGAAACAGACCCUGUGAUGGUUCCAGUUCCGGAUGAAUUGGCCCUCAGGGUAAAAAGAAUUCUAGAAAGAUUUAAGGAGAUCACAAAGGCAUGGAAUGAUCUCCAUCUGGAUGAGGCAGAUGCACCAUUUAGGGAGGAGGAGGAAGACUUUCUACCAAGGCCAACUACCCCACAUCUUGACGAACCCAUUGUUAUUGGCAGAGACGAUGAUAAGGAAAACAUAGUCAAGUUGUUGCUCUCAAUGAAUGGAGCUUGUGGAGAAAAUAAUGCAUCAGUUCUUCCUAUAAUUGGGAUGGGAGGAGUAGGGAAGACAACACUCGCUCAAAUAGUUUACAAUGAUCCAAGGAUCACAAAGCAAUUUGGGCUGAUGGGAUGGGUCUAUGUAUCAGAGAACUUUGAUCUUAAAACCAUCAUGAGCAAAAUUAUCAUGUCAUUUACAAGAAAACCUUGUCACAUAACAGAAUUGGACCAGUUAGAGUAUAUGCUGAUGGAACAAGUUGUUGGCAGAAAGUUCUUACUAGUUCUUGAUGAUGUAUGGAGUGAAAGGAAGGACCUUUGGGAUGCCUUGCUAUCAGCGAUGUCAACUGCACAAUUAGGGGCAAUACUUGUAACUACCCGCAACAUAAAUGUGUCAUCAGUUAUCCAGACAGUGCCUCCCUACCAUGUGGGCUGCUUACCUUUUGAUGAAUCUUGGCAGCUAUUUAAGCAGUUGGCCUUUUGUCACCAGGACCAAAAUAUAGAAAAAGUCUUUGAAGAAAUUGGUAGAAAAAUUGUUCAGAAAUGCGGAGGCCUGCCUUUGGCAGUUAAAGCAAUUGGAAGCGCACUUCGCUUUGAAGAAGAUGAGGAGACGUGGGCUGAUAUAUUGGAUAGUGAACAGUGGGACUUACCAACAAGGGAGGAUACUGUGUUGCCAGCCUUAAAGUUGAGCUAUGUCCGUAUGCCGAUUCAUCUGAAACGAUGCUUUGUUUUCUUCACGCUCUUCCCCAAGGGGCAUAUUUUCAUGAAGGAAAAUGUCAUAUAUCUCUGGAUAUCUUUGGGCAUCCUUAAGCAGACUAGCCAUCAAAACCCUGAGAACAUUGGCAAUCGAUACUUUAAUGACUUGUUGCACAGAACUAUGGUUCAGAGAGUACUACUUGAUGAAGGACACAAUUGCUUCACCAUACAUGACCUUUUCCUUGAUGUGGCCAAAUUUGUCUCAGGCGAAGAUAUUUUGAAAUUGGAUACUCAAUACAUGCCAUACUUAAAUGACGCAUCACAAAAUCUUAGGUAUUUAUCCUUGGCUGUGAGUUCUUCAGAUCAUAUGAUAUUAGACCUGCAUACCUUGCCAGUUACUGGAGGUCUUAGGGUACUUCAAGUUAUAAAUGCUUUGGACGAUAACAAGAGGUAUUAUUCUUCUUUUUUACAAAAUAACAGAAGAUGCAUCUCCAAGUUGUUCUGUCAUCAUAUCAACGUUACACUUCCAGAGGAUCUAAGGGGUCUCCGACAUCUGAGAGCCUUAGAUUUAAGUCGUAGUGCACUGACGUCAUUGCCAGAGUCAAUAGGAGAACUGAAGCUACUUAGGUACCUCUGUAUUUUCGAAACACGAAUUGCCAAGCUACCUGAAUCAAUCUGCAGCCUAUAUAACUUAAAGGUUUUGGAUGCAAGAACUAACAUGCUUAGAGAGCUCCCACAAGACAUUCAGAAGUUGGUCAGCCUUCAGCAUCUCAGUUUAGAUCUCUGGUCUCCUCUAUGCAUGCCAAGAGGAAUUGGGAAGUUAAAAAGGUUAAAAACAUUGACAAGGUAUAGUGUUGGAACAGGCAAUUGGCACUGCAACAUUGCUGAACUACAUCACUUGGUGAAUAUUCAUGGAGAACUUUGCAUUACAGGGCUAAGUCAAGUCACCAACAUUGAUGAUGCUCAGACAGCAAACCUGGUCGGUUAGAAGCAUUUGCAAAUUCUGAGAUUGGACUGGUCUGCUGGAUUCUACGCUACUGAAUGUGAGCAUAUUGUUAAUCAGAAUAGUGCAACACCAGCACCAGAAUUGGAUGAGGACGUAUUUGAGAGCUUCAAGCCACAGAGGAACCUUGAGGAGCUAGAGGUAGUCAACUAUAGUGGCUACAAAUAUCCAAGCUGGUUGGAUGAUCCUGCCUUCUCACGUUUAGCCAAGGUGACAUUAUGGAAGCAAAAAUGUAAGUUUAUUCCAGCUCUUGGUCAACUGCCUCAACUCCGUGAACUUGUAAUCAUCCAUAUGGAAUGCCUAGAGCGAAUCGGGCGAGAGUUUUAUGGCCAGGAUUCCGUGGAGCCAUUCCCAGCUCUGGAGAAACUAGAGUUUCAGAACAUGCCAAACUGGGUGGAGUGGUAUGAAGUUUCUGAAAAUGAUUUCCCUUCUCUUUGUGAGCUGAAAAUCAAGGAUAGUAAUGAAUUGGGAAUCCUUCCACAAAAACUGCCACUCAAUCUGAAGAAGUUGGUCAUCAUAAAUUGUGAGAAGGUGGUUAGACUUCCGACAGCUCCUUGCCUCACUCACUUAGUCUUGAAGGGCAACAUUGGUGAAGAAACUUUAAGUUGUCUGCAUUUUCCACUCCUCAGGACACUAAAAGUUUGUUUCUUGAGAAAAGCAGAGGAGAUCAAACUUGCAAACUUGCCAAUGCUUGAGGGACUAUCUGUCACCGGAUGCAAACGGCUGUUCUCUAUAGAAGGAUUGUGUAGCGUUGAAUGCCUCUGUCUCCUGAAGAUAAAAGAUUGCCCAAACCUGCAACUCCCUUUUGAACCACUCCCACAGAAGGUUCAGCAAUCUACUAUCACAAACUGUCCUCAAUUGCAGGACUGGGCUGAGUGGCAGCAAGCUCAAAUGUCAGAACCCCGAUAUCAGUUAGAAGAACAUGACGGUGCAAGCUAUGAUCAAGAGGUAGCCGAAGCACUAAGCGAUGACAGCGAGGACUAUUUUGAAGUUCUCAGCGAGGAUGAAGAUGAUGAUUUCUACGACAGAAUGUUAUAAGCCGGGCAAUCAAGUGGAAUGGACAUCGAUUACAGCGACGGCAGUGAUGAUGCUUGCUAAACAUAUAAGAGAAGUGUAAACCCUCAGCAAAGAAGAGCCGGAGUACAACACCUUUCAAAUGUCACAAUUUUGUAUAUCCUGACUGGUCUAUGACUGUUGUUCUAGGAUAAGAGUGAUAAGGAUCAUUUAAUAGUUCUAAUAAGAGCCAAAUGCAUCAGAGGUCCAUCAAUCUGUAAGAGGGUGUCACUUAGGUCUAUCAAUUUCGAAAUUGUAUUUUUGGGUUCAUAAACUUGUAAUUUGUGUUAUUUAGUUCCACAAACUCUGAAAGUCAAUUUCUAGAUCCAUAAACUCGUAAUUUGUGUCACCAUACCCCUCCGCCUAGCCUUCAUGCAUUAAUAUCAAACCAACAUGAAUCUA